AUGACGUCAGAGGAGAAGGCGAGGCCUAUCGAGGAAGGAGGAGGAGGAGGAGGAGAAGGAGGAAAGAUUCCCAGUAUGGAGAUAAAUCCACAUUCGAGCAGCAGCGUGCACAUCACGUUCGCCAAGAGGAGGAACUUGCUGAUGAAGAAGGCCAAGGAUCUAUCGCAACUCUGCGACGCCGAGGUCGGAAUCAUCAUCUUCUCCUGCACCGGACAGCUCUAUGAGUACUCGAGCUCAAGCAUGGACUCGGUCAUCCAACGCUACAACAAUCUAAAGCAGGAGGCCCAACCGGAAUUGGAUCGGCCAACCGUUAAUGCCGAGGUUUUAGAAGAAGAGAUAGCAAAAUUGACUCGUCAACUUCAAGGUCUGCAAGAGUACCACAGGCAACUGAUGGGUGAAGACCUCUCUGGCUUGAGUGUAAAGGAUAUACAGAAAUUGGAGAGCCAAUUAGAAAUGAGUUUAUCGACCAUCCGCCUUCAAAAGGAACAGAUAAUGACGGAUCAAAUCAAUGAGCUCCAUCGAAAGCGUCACCUCAUUCAUCAAGAAAAUAUAGAGCUGCAGGAGAAGGUAAAUCUUAUUGACAAAGAAAAUGCAGAAUUCGUGGAGAAGGUGUCGAUUAUGUAUGUGUAG
Messenger RNA from Eucalyptus grandis, 630 nucleotides. Its product is annotated as MADS-box transcription factor 23-like. Gene Ontology annotation, molecular function: protein dimerization activity; DNA-binding transcription factor activity, RNA polymerase II-specific; RNA polymerase II cis-regulatory region sequence-specific DNA binding. The coding region runs from base 1 to 630 and encodes 209 amino acids. Gene Ontology annotation, cellular component: nucleus. Gene Ontology annotation, biological process: regulation of transcription by RNA polymerase II. NCBI's taxonomy places the organism in Eukaryota, Viridiplantae, Streptophyta, Magnoliopsida, Myrtales, Myrtaceae. The record is from RefSeq and is a predicted model, not a curated record. The transcript is spliced from 6 exons.